Molecule: messenger RNA, 1971 nt
Organism: Kalmanozyma brasiliensis GHG001
Lineage: Eukaryota; Fungi; Basidiomycota; Ustilaginomycetes; Ustilaginales
Exons: 1
Coding region: 1-1971 (656 amino acids)
Source: RefSeq, a predicted model, not a curated record
AUGUCGCGGCAGCCGAGGCCGCCAUACAGAGCGUUUCCGGCAGGUAUGACCGAACCCGAUGACACCGGCGAAGGAGCCAGCGGUGUCGAGGACAGUUUUCGUGGUACGACCGCUUUCGCUCCUGGCCGUAUGUUCAGCCGUCCACCACAUCUGCAGACCGGCACCAGCGCAUACGCGUUCGCAGCCACGCCAGAUGCUGUUCCGGCGCUACCGCCACACCAAACUGGCUGGCAGCCCGCCCGAAUGUCGCCCAAAGUCGGCUACUCCAGAGUCGCAUCCUUCGAAGGCACACCACAAGCAGGGCCAAGCACGCUCUUCAACGCUGCCCCGCCGCGCACUGAAAGGCAACAAGCGGUAGCACGACCACCGGCGCUCAACAUGGGUCCACCCAUGCCCGUCUUUGCUACGGCGCCCAGUGCUGGCGGGAGCAACCUCUUCGCCCGACCCCCGCCCAUGCCAACCAUGACCGGCUUUGCAAGCCCACCCGAAGCCUCCCUUUCGACCUCGUUCAGCUUUGCGCCCCGAGGGCCGGCGAGUAGCAUGUUUGCCCUUCCCACGAUUCGACCUCCCGUGCAGCUCGCGCCGUCGCACGCACUCGUUCGGCCGGCUCGUCCAAUCGCUGCAAACACCGCAGCGCCGCCUCCCGCGUUCUUCAACCCCAUCGCCGCAACCCCUCCCAACGCUACGACAAACCUCGACGCUGCAGCUCUCGCCGCCGAGCGGCGCAUCCGCGAAGCUAGAGCCAACCCUCGUCCCGCCGAUCCCGUUCCGCGCCAGCCGAGCGUCUCCUUUUCUCCGAUCAUCAGCACGCCGCAGCAUGGCUCGUACAACGCCCUCCCUCCGCCGCCGCCCAAUCGUGCCGCUGCCGGGGCUGCCGCACCAUCCCGCACCCAUUCAACAGCACUAGGGGUCGACAGCAGCAUCCCUCAUCUUAAUCGCGCCCCUCGUCUCGUCUCUACCUCGCACAAUGUCUCGCUCUCCACCGACUCUGCAUUCACUCGUCCAACCGCGACUCGUCUCUUCCCCACCGCGCCCAGUGCGCCAUCCCAGCCCUUGUUCCCUUCCACGAGCUCGACCUCGCAUACGGCCGAGCAAUCGGUGUCGUGGACGGCGGACGAGCCUUCCGUCACCUCGCACGUCCCUCCGCCUGUCCGGCUGCGCAAGUGGGACGGCACCCAAACGCUCGUCCCUGCCUACCUCGUGUCGGAUUCUGCAGAGCAGGCGGUGGAAGAAGAGUGUUUUGACGCCGACGUCCUGCGUUUUCGGCCUGCCGAUCUUCUCGCCAUCCACGCAUCGAAGGUUCUCGGUCAACCUUCCACCCCACCUGCAGACGAAGGGGUGGAUGCGGUGAAGGGGAUAUUGGAGAUCCAACUGGGUCUACGCGGGUUGCACGGAUGGUAUGGGCAUUCCUAUCGAAACCCUCGGGCGCGACGGUCCUCACCCCCACCCGCAGGAGAGGAGGGGGAUGGAUCGAGAUCGCGCAAACGUCGACGCACUUCUUCUCCCGAGAGCACACCAAAUUGCAGCACCGAGAUCGCGGAUGAAGACGAACCGAUCAUUGUAUACGACAGCUUUGGGCGGAUUCGAGGUCAUAUUUCGCUGCCGAACUACGCGCAUCAUGGUGGGCCGGCGUUUCCGCUGCCGGAGCCGAGACAGACGUUUGCCCUGCGUCACGCGGUAGCUGCCCAACUCGUGCUGACCAGCGGCACAAGUUUGGCGGACAAGGAGACGAGGCUGGUGCGCGAGGAGGAGGUGUUGAAGGAGCGCUGGGCGGAGUUGUCCAGCAAUCGAGCCACGGACGAAGGGCAAACGAUCCGCUCCACCCGCUUCCACACCGAGCUCAAGGACAAACAUCAGGCGCUCGAAACGUUUCGUUCCACCCACCGAAAAGCUUUGCUCAAAGGUCUACAGAAUGCGUUGCUCGACUCAACACUCGUCGCGCCACCCAGACCGAUCGUUGCACGCCAGUAA